GCAACGUUGACUUCGUGACGUCAAACAUGACAGAUGCAUCAGUCUCGACUUGCUUCAGGUCACUUUCUUCCUUGUUAUUCAAACCUCCUGCAACUAUCGAGGUCCUCCCUGGCGAUGCCUCCAUCUGGAUCCCAGACGUGGCAGAACGAUCUCGUUCCCCUUUUCUAUUCAUGAAGAAUAAUCUCGGUGUACCUGAGAAAGAACUUCGUCGGUCAUACCUCUUUGCCGUGCCCAUCUUCUCUGCUGCACGUAAGGCCUUUGGACUUCAUACACUCGAGACCCCAUCCAAUCAUACCACGUCUUCGGCGAUUCAGGACUUGAUUGAUUCUUCUGCUGUCCUCAUUUUGAUGAAUCCGGCUCACCACACUGCGCUCAAUGCUAGAAGGCAACUUCUUGUGCAAGACCUCAUCGAUGUGGGGCAGGAACUCAAGUUCACAGCCGCUCUGCUUUCGAGCAGGCACUGUUGCAAACAGGGCGAGCUAUGGUAUCACAGGCGAUGGCUUCUCCGACGCAUAUACCCAAUAUCAAGCUUUUCUCAAGGGCUGGUUGCUGACGUAGUUCCUGAUUCACCAAAUUUCCACCUUCCCCCGAGUGACCUCUCGGUGGAAAUUGAUCUUGUCACCAGAGCUUGCGAGUUAUAUCCCCGCAAUUAUUUUGGCUGGACCCAUCGCACCGUAUGCAUUCGAUCUGCCCUCGUAGCUGGGGUGCAUUAUACCACCUCAGACGUGUUCACCGAAAUCUUGCAGAAAGAGAUCAUCAGUAUCAUGCAGUGGAUUGAGUCUCACAUUUCCGACUACAGUGCUGUUCAUCACAUUAAAACUCUUGCGCAUCUCACUGAAGACAUGGAAAGCGCAUUCCUGCCAGACAGCCUACUUUCCGUGCUCGGACACGCUAUCGCGCUCGUACGUGCGUUUCCGGAGCACGAAACGCUUUGGCAAUAUCUCCGUGUAUUUUGGGAUGAGGGAGAUGUUGCUACGGCAUUUGUUGCGUCAUUUGUGCUUCCCCUACAAAGUACUAGGACGGAGCAGGAGAAUGAGUCCCCUCGUGGCGUGCAACAUGCCUGCCAUUUUCUCGAGUGGAGGAGUAAGAGAUUGAAGUGA
Molecule: messenger RNA, 1100 nt
Organism: Suillus bovinus
Lineage: Eukaryota; Fungi; Basidiomycota; Agaricomycetes; Boletales; Suillaceae
Product: protein prenylyltransferase
Exons: 2
Coding region: 27-1100 (357 amino acids)
Biological process (GO): protein prenylation
Cellular component (GO): cytoplasm
Molecular function (GO): protein prenyltransferase activity
Source: RefSeq, a predicted model, not a curated record